Messenger RNA from Chaetomium globosum CBS 148.51, 372 nucleotides. RefSeq lists its product as uncharacterized. The record is from RefSeq and is a predicted model, not a curated record. The coding region runs from base 1 to 372 and encodes 123 amino acids. Lineage: Eukaryota; Fungi; Ascomycota; Sordariomycetes; Sordariales; Chaetomiaceae. The transcript has 2 exons.
AUGAACAACUUCGUCAGGCUUAACCGGCGCGGAACGGAGUCCGUUACGCGUGUCUUUGAGUUUCGCCAAGCCCCGUCCACGACGGGCUUUCACCGCUGCUCGAAUUACAGAAAUCUACCUACGAAUACAAAGUACUGUGUACGAAUACUUCGUACCAACGUUUUUACUCCCGAGUUAUCGAGUUAUCGCGUCGCUGCCCGGCAUCGGGAGACGGUCUGCGCAGCAGUCACGGAGCGCUGCGCGACCGGCGACCACGGCGCCCCCGGGAUUAUGCAGCAAGAAGAAAACGCAUUCCGCCUCCAAUCCCACCAAAAGCAAGGGUACGGCAGCCUGGCCCGCAGCACCCCUUGCAAGCCAACGGCAUCCAAAUGA